CACCUCACCUCAAGGGUAACAUAACAUAUAUCCGUUCUCAUCAUCUCAGUGAUAUAACAAACGAGACGACUUCAUCUAUCUAUAUAUAAUAUAUCUGGUUUUAAUUGUUUGAGAGAGACAGCGCGAGAGAGAAGUUGAGAUUUAGAAAAAAGAAAAAGAAAGAAUGGCAGGAGGAGAUGAAGUGAAGGAAGUGAGGAACCAGCAAGUGCUUGCUAGAGAUUACAUAAGUGCGAUUCCGGAGGAGUCAGACAUGUACUUGAACAGAAGCAGCACCAUAAAACUGAGAGUUCCAGAUGAAGAUGAUUGCCAAGAGGCCAUGCUGCUCAAGAACCUCUACUUGUCCUGCGAUCCCUACAUGCGAGGCGUUAAGCACAGUGAUGCAACCUCCUCGACUGACCAAGAUCGCAUUGUUUUCUUUGCCACCGACAAACCAAUAGUUGGAUAUGGAGUGUCUAAAGUCGUAGAUUCUAAGCAUCCAGAGUUCAAGGCAGGCGAUUUAGUUUGGGGCAUAACAAAAUGGGAGGAGUAUACUCUCAUAAAAAACACUCAAAGUUUCUUCAAAAUCAACCACACUGAUGUUCCCCUUUCCUACUACACUGGAAUUCUUGGUAUGCCUGGUAUGACUGCUUAUGCUGGUUUCUAUGAGGUGUGUAAUCCUAAGAAGGGAGAAUAUGUGUACGUCUCAUCCGCAUUUGGGGCUGUUGGUCAGCUGGUUGGCCAAUUUGCUAAACUCAUGGGUUGUUAUGUUGUUGGAAGUGCUGGGAGUCAAGAAAAGGUUGAUAUAUUGAAAAACAAGUUUGGGUUUGAUGAGGCUUUCAAUUAUAAGGAAGAGGCUGACCUGGCCGCUGCUUUGAAACGGUAUUUCCCACAAGGCAUCGACAUUUACUUUGAGAACGUUGGGGGCAAAAUGCUUGAUGCAGUGCUCCUCAAUAUGAGGCUUCACGGCCGCAUUGCUGUGUGUGGGAUGAUCUCGCAGUACAAUUUUGAGCAGCACCAAGGAGUCACCAACUUAAUGCAUCUCAUUUAUAAGCGUGUUCGCAUGGAAGGAUUCUUUGUGUUUGAUUUCUAUCACCUCUAUCCCAAGUUCUUGGAUCUUGUGGUGCCCUACAUCAAACAAGGCAACAUCACUUAUGUGGAAGACAUUGUUGAAGGCCUUGAGAAUGGUCCUGCUUCGCUCGUCCGCCUUUUCUCUGGCCGCAAUGCUGGAAAAGCAGUCGUUGUUGUUGCUCGCGAUUAAUCUUAAUUAAUUAUUUUUUGAAUUAUCCAUCAGUUCACUUCUUGUAUAAGUAUUGUGUUGUUGUUUGUGUUUGUGUUUACUGUUCAAUCGAUGGGAAAUAAAGAAAGUAUAUAUCAUGUUGUUUGUUGGUCGUUGGGUACGUCA
Prunus avium (sweet cherry) is the source of this 1381-nucleotide messenger RNA. RefSeq names its product 2-alkenal reductase (NADP(+)-dependent). Lineage: Eukaryota; Viridiplantae; Streptophyta; Magnoliopsida; Rosales; Rosaceae. Gene Ontology annotation, molecular function: 2-alkenal reductase [NAD(P)H] activity. The record is from RefSeq and is a predicted model, not a curated record.